UCUGCUAGAAGAUGGCUGCUGCCAUGAACGGCGACUUAAAUGAAAAUGUGUGUAAUCAAAACAAUCUAAAUAAUUCAAUAAAUGGUACAAACAAUACAAUUUUGUCCCAUUCCAAUUGUAAGGAUCCCCAAGAUGAAUUUAUGUCAUCCUGGGGUUUCAAUGUAGAUGAAUUAUAUAUAUUAGCAGCAACAUUUUUGAAAGAAAAAGAAGGAAAGGCCUUUCACAUAACCUAUAAGGAUAAGCUAUCUCUAGUUGCCUUUAGUAAACAAGUGGCACAUGGAAAAUUUAUUGAGGAAAAGUCCCCUCCUGUUGGCUACUUGGAUGUGAUUGGGAGAGAUCGGAGGCAAGCAUGGCAAACAUUAGGGGAUAUGUCACAAAGAGAUGCCAAAGCAGGGUUUAUAAAUUUAUUAAAUAACAUAUGCCCUCUCUUCCGUCCUUUUGUUCUGGCUCACAAGUGCGACUUAGAAGAGAAAGAGAGGAGAAGGCUAGAAGAAGAAGAAAGGAAAAGACAAGAAGCAGAAGAAGAAGAACAGAUGAGGUUAGAAGAAGAACAACAACGAUUAGAAGAAGAAAGACGUCUAAAACAAGAAAAAGAAAGGCAGAAACAAAGUCAACAAAAGAGGCUUAUACAAGAAGCCUUAAACAGGCAAACAUUUCACCAGUUCAAGGCAUAUGCUGAGAAACAGUUUCCUGGUGAUCCAGAACAGCAGGCUGUUCUUAUUCGCCAACUGCAAGAGCAACAUUAUCAACAAUACAUGCAACAAGUACUUCAAGAACAACUUUCACCUUCUCAGAACCAUAAAACAAAUUCAAUAAAAAUGGCGGAACAAGAAAAUACUGUGGAACCAGUGAGAGAGAGUACUCCUGAAGUGUCAGAAGAAGAAAUAUGUGAUCCUCUACCUGUAGCUGCAGCCCACAUGUGGACCAGGAAAGACAUUGUUGAAUUCAAAGAAGCCAUUCGGAAGGAAGGGGGAGAUGGUAUCAUUAAAGUAGGUCAUGGAGAAACAGUCACAGUCAGAGUUCCUACACACGAUGAUGGUACUUGUCUCUUUUGGGAAUUUGCAACAGAUAGUUAUGAUCUCGGAUUUGGAGUUUACUUCGAGUGGACCAGAAGUCCAGAUUCUCAAGUGACAGUGCAUAUAAGUGAAAGUGAGGAAGAAGAGGAUGAUGAUGAAGAUCUCGAUACAGGUCGAAAUGACAUCGAAAAAGGUGUCACACUUUCUGACAAGCCACCACUCAGUGUUGUCAUACCAGUUUACAGAAGAGAUUGCCAUGAAGAAGUUUAUGCUGGCAGUCACAAUUAUCCUGGUCAAGGAGUGUAUUUAUUGAAAUUUGAUAAUUCGUAUUCCCUAUGGCGAUCAAAAACAUUGUAUUAUAGAGUUUACUAUACUCGAUGAAAAAGACUUGUGAUUAGAUAAAUAUUUUAAGCUUUCGUGGUAUACUAUGCAAUUUUUCACCAGAACUGCUGGGAUCUAUUGAAGCAAUUUAGUGCACAUGCAGUGUUAUUGUUUUGUUAAUCUCAUUGUUUUCCAUUGUGAUAUCCUUUUAAAGCCAGUAUUCUUGAAAUGUAUGGUACAUGACUAAGUGCUAUUUAAACUGUUUCAUGCUUAUUAUCAGCAUUUGAUUACAGUGUUGUAAUAAUAAGAUCAUACACAUCAGUUAGUUGAAUAAAUUAUUUGCUCUUUAAUGUAAAUUGCAUUUUCAUAGAAAGAAUUGAGGGGGGGGGGUGUGAAAUAAAAAAAAACAUAAAUAUUAAGGUAAAUAUUAUGCACAUUGUAGUAUGUAUUUUUAUGUGUGUAUAUAAGAGCAUUAUUCAUCAUAUUCUAGAAGAAUUUACUAUAUUUUUAUUUACGAUUUCUUUUAUAAAAAAAUUACAGUCAGUUCUAUAAUUUUUUUUCUUUGAAAUGAAAAUAAUAUGCAUCUUGUGCAUUAUUUUUAUGUAAAUAAAAUAAUUACUAAUCAAAUAUAUUAGUAUUUAUAAAUUAUAAGUCUCUCAUUAUUAAGAGAAAACUUGUGAUUUUAUAGGGAAUUAGAUUCUUACUACACAUGGAAUAUCAGUCAUAAAAAAAAAAUUAACAUUUGUAAAUAAUAUUUUUGGAAGUGAAAAGAAAAAAGAAGUAACUUUAAAAAGUUAUCCUUAUCAACUCAAUUAACUCUUUGUGUAUUUAAAAUAUUUGACGAACAAUUAAAAAAAAGAUAGAUCAAUUCAGUCUACUUAAUAAUUAAUAUACUAUAUAUGAAUCUAUGCAAUAUAAGACAUUUUUGUACUUGUUAUGAGACAUUUUUAUACCUGAAAACAUGAUAAUCUUUCGCUCUUUAAUAAAAUAAAUCGGAAACAAACUACGUGAAUGAUAUAUGAGCACAAGAAACGACAGCACAUUCAAGAUUUUUUAUAAUUAAAAAAACUUGCAUUUUAAUCGAAAUAUUUAAAAAACUGCCAUUGGAUUACAACAAUGAAUUGUACAUAACAUUAAUAGUUAUAACCAGUUAUGUAUUGUAACUGAAUGUCAUACUCUUACCAUUUUAAUUAUAAUACUUUUUUUUUUUGUAUCUGACAAAAAUAAUCAACUGAAAUUUCUCUUUGUUUGGGUAAAUGAUGUUAAUCAUAUCUUUAUGCUUAAAAUAGUCUUAAUUUUAUUGUUGCUACAAUGAAACAAAAUUAUGUAAUAAUGAAGCCUAUUAAUUUUAAAGGAAAACAUAAUAAUAAAUAAUGUGCUAUGAAAUAAUUUAAAAAGACCAUUAACAUUGCAACUUUUAUGAUCUUUUAUUUAAAAAUAAUUACAUUAAUAAUUUCAGCUCUUUUUCCAAUGUGGCUUAAUAAGUGAAACAUGCUCUUUGUGAUAUUGAUAACAGAAGUAUUUAUUUCAAUUGUUAUUUCAUAAAUAUUGUAAUUAUGUAUAAAAUAUAAUUUAUUAAAAAAUAAUAUAUAUUACACUUUGCAAGGUUAACAUAAACUGUAACAUGCCUCAUAGCUUUAAUAUUUUGUAUGCAACAUUUCAUAUUUAUAUAUAUUUCUCUGUUGUAUUAUUGAAAAUAAUAAAACCAGUUUGGGACAAUUUGAUUGGGUGUUCAUUUUCAUAAUGUGAAAAUAUCAAUUUGUUCUAGAGUUCAAAUAUAUUUUUUCAUUUAGAAUGGAAAAGUUAAGAUUUCAUUUACAAAGAAGUUUAUAGUGGUAUAGGAAAAAGAAAUGGCAUUCAGGAUAAAAUGCUGUAUGGACAGAAAUCAGUUGGGCCGCAUAUUAUAAUCAUAUUAUGCAUGAAAUAUUUAGUGCAGAGUGAUUGUUUAAAGGCCUAAUUGUAGCACUGAUCCUAAUUUUGCAGAUGGAUAGAGAGAUAUAGGCUGCAAUGGCUCAUCAAUCUUUCUAUAUUUUCACUACAGUAUUGAAAAAGAGAAAUUCUCUGUUUCUUAAAAUUCAUUCAUUUAUUCAAGCGCAACAAAAUUUCACUGAAAAUAGCAGAAAAAUGCCCUAAAAAAAACUUACUAAUUCUAUGCUUAGUUUGAUUACUAUAAACAAGCAUACUAACACAUGAAAAGAACUAAUUUAUAAGUGAGCCAGUUUCAGAGCAAAUACAUUAAAUGUUGGUAAACAAAAUAAACAUUUAAUGUUUCAAUAUUUUUUAAUAAUCAUCACUCUAAUUUUUCUUGUAUAAUUAUACACAAUAUACCAUUCUUUUUUCUAAUUUGUACUCUCACAGAAUUAUUUAUUUGUUUGUGACCACUGAUUAUAUAUGAUUUAUUUAACUAAAAAAAAAUGCAAUUAUUUUGUUUCCAUCAUGACCUUCCAUAUCCUUUUCUCAUUUCAUGUCAUUAUAUCACUUGAAAUUUUCUAUAUACAUAAAAUUAAAUUAUGAUUAUUAUAUUUUUCUCAACAAUAACAAAUUAAUAAUUUCUUUCUUAUAUAAUUAUACAGGUAAUAACUUUUCUUGGUGUAAAUGUUUAAAAAAAAAUAUUUUUUUUCCUUAGUUUUUAUAGUUCCUUUUUUUAAUGUAUUGUUAUUUGUUCCUUUUUUUGUAGUGUGAUACUUAACACAUUUAUAAUGACUAUGUUGCAAUCCUUUCUGCUAAAGAUAGUUAAUCUUUUCCUUAAGAUAAAUGCUUAUUGGCUGCUACAAUUGCUGUAUCAGCCAAUAAGCAUAGGUAAGAAUUCUGAAAUUCAUUUCGAAUUUUAAAGAAAAGCAAACGAUUAUGAUUUCACUGCCAUUCUAUUAAAAAAAAUGUCUAUUCUUGUCACUUUCUUAUUCAGUCACCUUACAUGUGAUAAUUAACUGAAAAAUACACUUCAGACUACCGGAAAAUAAUAGAAAAUACCUUUAUAGUAAUCAAAAUUCCUAUUGCAAUAGAUUUUUAUUAUAUGCAUACUCCAAAAUUUAAAGGUUAAGUACUCCUAAUUAAAGAGCAUUGAAUGUGUUAAGCAUAAUUAAUACUUGUGAAGAAAUCAUGGGAGAAUUAACUUCUGAUAUAUUAUUUUUUUUAGUCAAGUUAUUUGAUUUAUUGCCUUAUGUGUAAUUUUUCGAGUUUAUUUUAGUUAUUUGUAUUUUGAAAUGUCUAUAAUGCAUGUUUGAUAAGAAGUUUUACAUUUGAUUAUAAAAUAUAUGAUAUGAGGAAUAAUAACUCACUUUCUACAUUUUGACAACAUAUAAAUUUAAAGAAAAUAGACAGAACUAAUCCCUCUCUAUUUGCUUAUAUAUUGAAGGUCAUAAUAUUUUACAAGUACUUGUGUAAUUGCAAAUAAUAAUGCCAAGCAAUAAAAAAGUGUUAAUACAUUUCACUAUUUUUUUCAAAAAAUAUUCCUUGGUUAUUAGUGAACAUAACAAUACUUCAGGGAUUUUGCAUAAAAUAAAUAAUAGAUAAUGUAUAAAAAUUCUCUCUAAUUCUUAAUUACUGAAAAAUUCUAAAAACUGUGUUUAAAUUUAGAUUAGCCUCAUAUUUGUAUAUAUUAAAAUGCUUUCCAUAAAACCAGAAUCUAAUUAUUAUCUCUUAUAUUCUUACCAUAUAUUAUUUUAUAUGUAGCAUUAUUUGAUUCUCACAAAGGAUAUUAAUUAUUAACAUAAUUAUAGCAUACUUAUGGAAAGAAAAAAGAAAAAAAUGGAAACAUUUUUUUAUGUGAAGGAGUGUAAUGUACAAGAAAAUCUUUAAUUUUAAUAUCGGUUCACAUAUUGAAUGUCAGAAAUUGCAUAUGACACAAAAUUUCUGAAUAUUGAGUUGCUGAUUGCAUUAAAUAUCUCUUAAUUGUUUAGAUUGGAUUUUAAAAAUUCCUUAAAUUGUUUACAUAUUCCUUAAAGAUAUUUUUUUAAUAAUCUUAGAAGGCAGAAACAAGUUCACAGAGAAGUCCCAAGAUACUUUUAAAGCAAUCAUGCACUCACAUAUGUAAAGUAAUUUUGCAGAAUAUUAAGUAAUAUUUUAUAAACCUGAGAAGAUGGUUUAGUAAUUGAAAUUUGUUACUGCACGCUAUCAUUCAAGUUCAAUUAAAGUUAUCAAUAAAAGUUUUUUUUUUUGAAGAUACUGGAAGUUCUAUGCAUUAAUAAUUUGUAUAUAAAGAAUAAUAUUUUAAAAAAAUCUAAUUUCAUUAAUUAAAUGCAAUUUAAACUUGGAAAAUGUAAAGAAAAGUUUUAUUAUUCAACUAACUAAGCCAUUCAGUAUAAUUAUUUUUAUGCAACAAAAUAUAAGAUAUUACAAAAAUUAUGUUUAUUAAUAUUAUGUACCAGUGCAAUUUUUUAUGAUGCUAAUGCAACACAAUUUUGCAAUGAGGAAUGAACCCAUUUUGUUGAAUUAAGAGUCUCUGUUUUAAAUGUUAUUUAAGAUUAUGUAAUUUGUUUUAAAGAGGAACUUAAUUACAAAUUCUGUGUUAUAUACAAUUGAUAAUGCAGUAAUUUAUUUUGAUAUAAUGCAACAUUUGUUUAUUUGCAUAUUAUAAUUUUUUGUAAAUUAUGAAAAUAAUAGUGUUUAAAACAAAGUAUAGAAAAUGGUAAUAUUUAAAAAUAUUUGCAUUGCUUCCUCUGUUAGCUAAUAAAGCAUAACUGUGUUGGCACAUAUCUCUCUUCUUUCUAACUAUACAGUGUUAAACAAUGUAAUAAAAUAUACUGUUUAAUGACAAAAAUAAUUUAAGGCACCUUCAGAAAAAUUGAUGUAUUAUUAUUAUUUCAUUUUCAAAUAAAAAUUUCAAUUUUCAUAAAUUUGCAAUUAAAAUAAAAUGUGCCAUAUUAUUUCCUAGUGCAAUACUAGUAUGAAAAAUUCAUUGCAGUAUUAUUGUUACAAGUUCCUCAAGCAGUCUACAUUUGGAAUUAAAUUCAUACUGCUUGUAGUAAACAGGAAUGUACUGUGUGUAGAUAAAAAACAUCCUUAAAAUAUUAAAAGAAUAUAUAUAUUAUAUAUAUCCUUCUAAUAUUCAUAAAAACUUUUUUGUUAUUGUUAUUAACUGUCUUAAAUUUUUUAUUAAACAUUUAAUUUUUUGUUAUGAAAUGUAACGAUAUUUCUAAACAGGAAUGGAAUAUGCAUAAAAAAAUAUUUUUCAAAUGCACAAACUUUGUGUGAUAGCUUGGGAAGAUUGUAAUUUCUCCUUCUUUUAAAUUUAUUUUCUUACAUCUGCUGUGCAGAAUGAGAAUGUUAAAGUUAUGUAUAAGAAAAUAAAGAUACUUUAUAUGAACAUA
This is a messenger RNA of Argiope bruennichi, 6646 nucleotides long. RefSeq names its product Golgi resident protein GCP60-like. Gene Ontology annotation, cellular component: Golgi membrane. NCBI's taxonomy places the organism in Eukaryota, Metazoa, Arthropoda, Arachnida, Araneae, Araneidae. The transcript has 8 exons. The coding region runs from base 12 to 1397 and encodes 461 amino acids. The record is from RefSeq and is a predicted model, not a curated record. Gene Ontology annotation, molecular function: fatty-acyl-CoA binding.